This is a messenger RNA of Mesorhabditis belari, 561 nucleotides long. NCBI's taxonomy places the organism in Eukaryota, Metazoa, Nematoda, Chromadorea, Rhabditida, Rhabditidae. The record is from the annotation of a GenBank genome assembly.
AUGGACGCGAUUUGGAGGCUAGAUGAGGAAUUGAGUGUAGCUCUUCGAUUGGAUCCACCAAAUAGAGACUAUCUGUUCAUCAUCGAGUGGCUUUUCCAUGGAGUUCCCUGGAUCGGUGGCUCGUUUCUCUGGGCAGCUGCAGCAAUCGGCGGCAAAUGGCCAAAUGAUACUCAAGAUAAGAUCAUCCUGCUCAAUAUUGGUCUUUUCCUGGAUUUGUUGAUCUCGGGUGCUCUGAAAAUUUUCGUUCAACGGCCACGUCCCCUUCACAAUCGAGAAGAUUUUAGAUACGGUGCUCCGAUUGCUGAUCAGUUCAGUUUUCCCUCAGGACAUACGACAAGAGUCGCCAUGUUGGCCAGAUUACUGGAAACCCUCGUGUCAAUGGAUCCAAUUUUGAAUAAAUUAAUGUGGCUUUUUGUGGGAUGUGUCGCCGUUUCAAGAGUGUCAAUGGGAAGACACCAUCCAACGGAUGUGAUCGCCGGAGUUCUUAUCGGGAUUCUCGAGGCCUACAUGACACUAGCGAUGCCACUCGGGCUACGAAGAGGGCUCAUUCGAAUUUUUAUU